CUCCUCAGCCGAACGCCGAGCGCUCGAUCGCCGACCCUCCUCCCGCCCUCGGAGCCAAUAAUCCGCUAUGGAGCGCGCUUUCACCCCGCUGGAGCCCCUGCUUCCCUCUGGGAAUUUGAAGUACUGCCUUGUGAUUCUUAAUCAGCCUCUGGACAGAUAUUUUCAUCAACUUUGGAACAAAGCUCUUUUAAGAGCCUGUGCCGAUGGAGGUGCCAAUCGCUUAUAUGAUGUCACAGAAGGAGAGAGAGAAAGCUUUUUGCCUGAUCUCAUCAGUGGAGAUUUUGAUUCAAUUAGACCUGAAGUCGGAGAGUACUACACUGUUAAGGGAUGUGAACUUAUUCCAACUCCUGAUCAAGACCACACGGACUUCACUAAGUGUCUUAAAGUGCUCCAGAAGAAGAUUAAAGAAAAAGACCUACAGGUUGAUGUGAUUGUGACCCUGGGAGGCCUUGCUGGACGUUUUGACCAAACUAUGGCAUCCGUGAAUACCCUAUUCCAAGCCACUCACAUCACUCCUUUGCCAACGAUAAUAAUCCAAGAGGAAUCUCUCAUCUGUCUUCUCCAACCGGGAAAGCACAAAUUGUGUGUAGACACUGGAUUGGAAGGAGACUGGUGUGGCCUUAUUCCCGUUGGACAGCCCUGCAACCAGGUUACAACAACAGGCCUGAAGUGGAACCUCAAAAAUGACAUUCUUAGUUUCGGAACACUGAUCAGUACUUCCAAUACCUAUGACGGGUCUGGCGUUGUGACUGUGGAAACUGACCAACCGCUGCUCUGGACCAUGGCCAUCAAACACUAGCCUAUCCAGGUGUGCCUCUGCGAGACCUCAAGGACAACAUACUGCUCAAAUCCAACAUGCACUUGGGUUUCAGGAAUCUCAGCAUCUCCGUGGGGAGCCCAGCACUCUUAUAGUUUAGAUAAUCCAGGUAUUAGUGUUAAUGUCAAUUCGCAAUUUUACAGGAGAAUACUAUUUAAUUAAUAUGUAAUUUCUAUUACCUUUAUUUGGAAAGCUAAUGUGUGUCAUUCCACUGUGAAACUCAAGACCAAUUAUUAUUAUGUCAACAAUCAUUCCAUUUUUCCUAGAGAAUUUUUAAUUUUGAAGCAGAAAAGUCUCAGCUGAGGUUCCUCUUGGAGUCUACCACAUCCUUGAAUGCUUAACAACAAGUACUACCUCUAAGUAUCUGUCAAAAUUGGAUUCCUCUAUGUAAUAUAGAUUAUUGGGAAGAAAAAUCCUUCCAGAUUGGGAUGUUAGAACUGCAUUUUUCUCUGGCCUUAUUACUGUCUUUAGUGUUGUCAUUUUAAAAUAAAUCAAGAGCCAGUAAUCCAGUUUUAAAUUUGAAAACAGGUGGUUAUGUAAGCUACAGGUGAAGAGAGAAAUGAUGUGAAAGAUAAAUGAUAAUUCAUGGGGCUGGCGCUGUAGCAUAGCAGGUGGAAGCCACUGUCUGCAAUGCCUGCACCCCAUAUAGGCUCCAGUUUGAGUCCAAGGUGCUCCUCUUCUGAUCCAGGUCUCUGCUGUGGCCUGGGAAAGCAGUGGAGGACGGCCCAAGUGCUUGGACCCCUGCACCCACAGGGAAACCUGGAAGAGGCUGCAGGCUCCUGGCUUCAGAUCAGCCCAGCUCCAGUCAUUGCAGCCAUUUGGGGAGUGAACCAGCAGAUGGAAGACCUCUAUCUCUCUCUGUCUCUCUGAUUUAUUUGAAAGGCAGAGUUACAGUCUUUUAAAAAAUGAUAAUUCAUGAUGCCCUACUUACAUGUUAAACCCAAACUCAGAAGUAGGCACGCUAAGUUUUAGUGGGCGAUAGGCCGCAUCAUCGGUACAACCUAGACCAAAAAGUUGCAGAGGAGAAAGUUAAGCAUAAACACCGAAUUGUUUCUGACAUACCUCGGACUUGGAAAAUGUUGGUUUAUAGACCACCAGUGUAUUCAGAUGACCAGGAAAUCAGUUUGUCCAUGUUGAUAAAUGAAUAUCUAAGGAGGCUACACCUGAAGCCUGUGCCUUUUGUCCCAAUCUGCCGUUCACCAACAUCCCCUGGAGCCCUCCUUCCUUAGCAGGAAAAUGGAAGGGCUGGACUGGUUUUAUCGGACAUUCCUUCCACAUCCAAAUUCUCAGCAGCUGUAAGGCAGAUAAUAGGAGUGCACACUAUUACUGAUGUAGCCAGCUUAAACCAGGCAGGAGGUGUCGUCAUGCUCCCGUUACGAGACUCGUAUCUUCUUCCUAUCCUUGCCUGUGCCGUUUAGUAAACCCGACCUUGUCGUACAGACCUUGACUAAGGAGAACCUGCCCAUCGUGUUCUGUGCAUCCAGAAUCCCAUUACUGUAAGAAAAGUGAUCAACAACAGCAUGAGGCACAGAUUGUAAAGGGAAAGUGAAAAAGGGGUCUGUUGAACUAGCCUAGCCUGCCAUUCUAAAGUUACUCAUUAGAAAUAAUUGUUAAUUUUAUGCAGAUGUGAGAUUAGCAUCAUAUUAAA
Molecule: messenger RNA, 2465 nt
Organism: Lepus europaeus (European hare)
Lineage: Eukaryota; Metazoa; Chordata; Mammalia; Lagomorpha; Leporidae
Gene: TPK1
Product: thiamin pyrophosphokinase 1
Exons: 9
Coding region: 68-799 (243 amino acids)
Biological process (GO): thiamine diphosphate biosynthetic process; thiamine metabolic process
Molecular function (GO): thiamine diphosphokinase activity; ATP binding; thiamine binding
Source: RefSeq, a predicted model, not a curated record